AUGAAAAUGUCAGAAACCCCAAAGAAUAACAAGUUCAUUCCUAGAAGAUUAAUCUCAAGUCUCAUCUCUUCCUCUAAAACCCUUUAUUCUUCCUAUUUAUUUCCAAGCUCUCGCUCUAGUGUUCCCUCAACCCCUACCGUCAAAUUCUCCCAAUCCAUGAUAGAAGAAAACAUUGAAAAUGCUGAAUCAAUCAUCUCCAAAUGGGAUCCAAACUCUUCCUCGAAGACCAAAGUCACCUCUCUCUUCCACCAUAACAGAAAAGAAGCGAACGAGUUUCUCAAGUCUGUUAAGGACUUGCGACGAGCCAUGCAUUUCUUAAUCAAUGAAAAUUCUACGUCCAAGAAGCUCAUACUUGCUCAGAACCUAAUGCAAAUAGCCAUGAAAAGGCUUGAAAAUGAGUUUUAUCAGCUUUCCAAAAACUGUGACCAUCUUGAUCCAGAAUCAGUAUCUAGGCGGUCCUCAGGUGGGUCAAGAAAUUCCGAUGGUGAAGAUGAGGUUCGAGCAGAUGAGUUCGAAAUUGCUGGUGAGUCAAUCACUGAGGUGGAGAAACUCUCAGCAGUUGCCAUGACGGAUUUGAAAUCAAUAGCCGAAUGCAUGAUUAGUUCAGGUUAUGGAAAAGAGUGUGUGAAGAUAUACAACGUCAUAAGAAAAUCUGUAGUAGAUGAAGAAUUAUCUCACCUUGGAAUCAAAAAUUUCAGAUCUUCUCAAAUUCAUAAAAUGAAUAGGGAAGAUCUUGAGCAUAUGAUUAGGAAGUGGAUGAAUGCAAUAAAGAUCGCUGUGAGAAGGCUGUUUAGUGGAGAAAGAGUCCUCUGCGACCAUGUGUUUUCAGCAUCUGAGACAAGCAGGGAGUUUUGCUUUUCAGAAAUAACCAAAGGAGGAGCAAUCAAUCUAUUCAGGUUCCCUGAACUCAUUGCCAGGAGGGCAAUCAGUAAGCAUUCGCUGGACAAGAUCUUCCAGCUAAUGGAACUUUAUGACGCAAUCUCCGUGUUGUGGCCAGAUAUUGAACUAAUAUUUGAAUUUGAAUCAACCUCAGCUAUCAAGUUACAAGCUCUUUCAUCACUACUCAUACUGGGAGACUCCAUUCGUACUAUUCUAUCCGAAUUUGAAUCAACACUCCAGAAGGACUCGUCAAGAACUCGGGUGUUUGGGGGUGGCGUUAACCCGCUGACCCACUCAGCAAUGACUUACAUAUCUUCACUUGCAGAUUUCAAUGGUGUUCUGUCCAACAUCAUUGCAGAUAGCUCACCGUCAUCGACUUCACCACUACCAGAAUCUUACUUUGAGAGUCCACCCAUGGAAAAUGGUCCAACGCCAGCAGUGUCAGUCUACCUAGCUUGGCUCAUCUUGAUUCUUCUCUGCAAGCUUGAUAGCAAAGCUAAACUCUACAAAGAUGCCUCUUUAUCGUACCUAUUCCUUGCCAAUAAUCUCCAGUUCAUUGUUGAGAAGGUAUGCACAACCAACCUGAAGCACCUCCUAGGCGCUGACUGGGUAUUGAAGCACACCAAGAAAGUUAAACGAUAUGCUUCAAACUAUGAAUCAAUAGCUUGGACUAAGGUCAUCUCAUCAUUACCAGGGAAAGAUCCCACAGAGAUUACUCCUGAGAUGGCAAAGGAGUGCUUUAGGAGGUUCAGUGCAGCUUUUGAAGAAGCAUACAGAAAACAGACAUCAUGGCUUGUACAAGACGGAAAUUUAAGGGAUGAAUUGAAGGCGUCAAUAGCAAAGAAACUGGUUCCUGUGUAUCAAGAAUUCUUUGAUACAUAUUUCAUGAUGCUAAGUGGGGAGAAGAAUAUGGAGUUACUGGUGAGGUUUUCACCUGAUGAUUUGGGGAAUUACUUAUCAGAUUUAUUUCUUGGGACUUCCACCUCAGGUAGUUCUACUUCUACAUCAUCAUUGCAGUUAGGGGGAUGUCUACCCCGCUAAAAAAAACACUGUACGUACAUUACAAUGCAAGAUGCAUGUAAUUCAGUUAUGACUGG
Molecule: messenger RNA, 1976 nt
Organism: Juglans regia (Persian walnut)
Lineage: Eukaryota; Viridiplantae; Streptophyta; Magnoliopsida; Fagales; Juglandaceae
Product: exocyst complex component EXO70H1-like
Exons: 1
Coding region: 1-1920 (639 amino acids)
Biological process (GO): exocytosis
Cellular component (GO): exocyst
Molecular function (GO): phosphatidylinositol-4,5-bisphosphate binding
Source: RefSeq, a predicted model, not a curated record